GUGGCCCUUGCACCCUACAGCCUCAUCAGGCAUCAUGGAUGGCAAGGAUGCUCGUUCCCACUUCCUGCCCCGAAAGGUCCCCGAGAGACUGGAGCUCUCCUUCCAGGCCUUCGGCUUUACUGAUAAUCCUGAUGAUGUUUAUGUCCACUGCCAGCUGCUGGUCUGGGACCCAAAGGUUCCGCCUGAUGCCACCAAGAAGGCCUGUUCCUUCCAUGGGGACACAAACAGGUGGAAACUUCUAGACAAUGCCUCCCUGAGCAGUGUGAGGUUACCUGCCCGGCUCCCCAGUCACCCCAUCGCAGGGCCCUGGCAGCCUCUGACCAGGCUCCCGAGCAGGCCUCCAGCCAGGUGACAAAAGAAGGUCCCACUUCCUCCAAAUUGAGUCAGGCUUCUGACUCCAGGGGCCCAGGAGGAAGCCUCCCCAGCUCGCUGCUGCUGGUGGUGGGGACCCUGCUCGUGGAGGUGGUGUUGGUGUCCGCCCUGGGCAUGGGCUUCUGCA
Choloepus didactylus (southern two-toed sloth) is the source of this 499-nucleotide messenger RNA. Its product is annotated as zona pellucida sperm-binding protein 3-like. NCBI's taxonomy places the organism in Eukaryota, Metazoa, Chordata, Mammalia, Pilosa, Megalonychidae. Bases 35 to 352 code for a protein of 105 amino acids. Gene Ontology annotation, cellular component: extracellular matrix. The transcript is spliced from 6 exons. Gene Ontology annotation, biological process: egg coat formation; binding of sperm to zona pellucida; positive regulation of acrosome reaction. Gene Ontology annotation, molecular function: acrosin binding. The record is from RefSeq and is a predicted model, not a curated record.